Molecule: messenger RNA, 2439 nt
Organism: Aspergillus japonicus CBS 114.51
Lineage: Eukaryota; Fungi; Ascomycota; Eurotiomycetes; Eurotiales; Aspergillaceae
Product: beta-glucosidase
Exons: 2
Coding region: 1-2439 (812 amino acids)
Biological process (GO): glucan catabolic process
Molecular function (GO): beta-glucosidase activity
Source: RefSeq, a predicted model, not a curated record
AUGAAGCUCACCGUUCCCCUAACGGCAGCAGCUCUGCCUCUGGCGGGCGCAGCCGUCAUCCAACCCCGUACACUCAACGUCACCGACCUCGAGCACUAUUGGUCCUACGGCCGCUCAGAACCCGUCUAUCCCACGCCCGAGACCCAAGGUCUAGGUGACUGGGAGGAUGCCUUCACCAAGGCCAAAGCCCUCGUGGCCCAGAUGACCGACGAGGAGAAGAACAACAUCACCUACGGCUACUCCUCCACCACCAACGGCUGCUCCGGCAACACGGCGGGCGUCCCUCGGCUGGGCUACCCCGGCAUCUGCCUGCAGGAUGCCGCCAGCGGCGUCCGCGGCACCGACAUGGUCAACGGCUACGCGUCCGGCUUGCACGUCGGCGCCUCGUGGAACCGGGAGCUGGCCUACCAGCGCGCGCAGUACAUGGGCGCCGAGUUCAAGCGCAAGGGCGUCAACGUGGCCCUGGGCCCCGUGGCCGGGCCCCUGGGCCGCAUCGCGCGCGGCGGCCGCAACUGGGAAGGGUUCAGCAACGACCCGUACCUGGCGGGCGCGCUGACGGGGGACACGGUCCGCGGACUGCAGGAAUCGGUCAUCGCGUGCGUCAAGCACCUGAUCGGCAACGAGCAGGAGACCAACCGCAACAGCCCGCAGAUGCUGACGGGCUCGCACAACAACUCGGUCUCGUCCAACAUCGACGACAAGACCAUGCACGAGCUGUACCUCUGGCCGUUCCAGGACGCCGUCAAGGCGGGCGCCGGCUCCGUCAUGUGCAGCUACAACCGCAUCAACAACAGCUACGGCUGCCAGAACAGCAAGACCAUGAACGGCCUGCUCAAGGGCGAGCUGGGCUUCCAGGGCUUCGUCGUCUCCGACUGGAGCGCCCAGCACACGGGGCUGGCCAGCGCCGACGCCGGCCUGGACAUGGCCAUGCCCUCCUCCGAGUACUGGGACAGCAACCAGCUGGCGACGGCCGUGGCCAACGGCUCCCUCGCCGCGACCCGGCUGGACGACAUGGCCACGCGCAUCGUCGCCGCCUGGUACAAGUACGCCGAGCUGGAAGACCCGGGCCACGGCAUGCCCGUCAGCCUGCUGGAGCCACACACCCUCGUGGACGCGCGCGACCCGGCCGCCAAGGAGACCAUCUUCCAGGGGGCAGUCGAGGGCCACGUGCUGGUCAAGAACACGAACCAGGCCCUCCCCCUCUCGUCGCCGCGCUUCCUCUCCCUCUUCGGCUACGACGCCGUCGCCGCCCCGCAGAACACGAUGGACGAUCUCUCAUGGAGCCUGUGGGCGAUGGGCUGGACGAACACGCAGACCUACCCCAACGGCAGCGCGGUCGACCCGACGAUGCUGAAAUACAUCUUCCUGUCGAGCGCCGACCCGACCGCGACGGGGCCCGGGAUCGCCCUGAACGGCACCAUGUACACCGGGGGCGGGUCCGGGGCGAGCACGCCCUCGUACAUCGACGCACCCUUCGACGCGCUGCAGCGCCAGGCCCGCGCGGACAACACCUUCCUGGCGUGGGACUUCACCUCGCCUGCCCCGCUCGUCAACCCGGCCAGCGAAGCAUGCCUCGUCUUCAUCAACGCCGCCGCAGCGGAGGGCUGGGACCGCCCGGCCCUGAGCGACAGCUACUCGGACAAUCUGGUGCAGCACGUCGCCUCGCAAUGCAACAACACGAUGGUCAUCAUCCACAACGCAGGCAUCCGACCCGUCGACGCGUGGAUCGAGCAUCCCAACAUCACGGCCGUGAUGUACGCCCACCUGCCGGGCCAGGACAGCGGCGCCGCGCUGGUCGAGGUGCUGUACGGCAAGCAGUCGCCCUCCGGCCGACUGCCGUACACGGUGGCGCGCAACGCCAGCGACUACGGCGCCCUGCUGGGCCCGACCCUGCCGUCCGCCGCCAAAGACAAGACAGAGAUCUACUACCCGCAGGACGAUUUCAGCGAGGGCGUGUACAUCGACUACAAGCACUUCGAAGCCCGAAACAUCACGCCGCGGUUCGAGUUCGGCUUCGGCCUCACCUACGCGAAUUUCACCUACAGUAACCUCGUCGUCACCACCCCCACCACGGCCGUGACGAGCUACACCCCGCCCGAUAUCACCGCCGCCACCGUCGCGGAGGGCGGCCUCCCCUCCCUCUGGGACGUGUUGGUGGCCGUCUCCUGCACCCUGGAGAAUACCGGGGCUGUGGCCGCCAAGGAGGUCGCGCAGCUGUACGUGGGCAUCCCCGGCGGGCCGGCGAAGGUGCUGCGCGGGUUCGCGAAGGAGCUGGUCGAGCCGGGCCAGACGAAGGAGGUUACCUUCCACUUGACGCGCAGGGAUCUGAGUACCUGGGACGUGGUGGCGCAGAGCUGGGUGUUGCCGCGCGGCGAGUAUGGGUUGUUUGUGGGGAAGAGUGUGGCGGAUGUGCAGUUGACGGGGUCGGUGAGCUUUUAG